This is a messenger RNA of Coffea arabica (coffee), 1407 nucleotides long. RefSeq lists its product as uncharacterized. NCBI's taxonomy places the organism in Eukaryota, Viridiplantae, Streptophyta, Magnoliopsida, Gentianales, Rubiaceae. The record is from RefSeq and is a predicted model, not a curated record.
AUGGCUCCAGCCAUGAUUCGCCAUCUUCUUGCAAGCGUUGUUCUCCUUAUGGCGGUCAUGGCAAACGGGCAACCCACGGGCUCCAAACAUCGGACGGCUAGAUGUGCUGACAGGAAAUUCAGUGCAUGUUACAGUCAGCCGGCACAGUACUGCCCCGCUGAAUGCCCAAAUUACUGUGCAGUUGACUGUUUUAGAUGCCUACCUGUUUGUGUUCCAAAGCCACCUCCAGGUCCACCACCACCACCAAGACAAAGACGGUCACCGCAUCCACCUCGUCCUCCACCACCACCAAGACGAAGACGGUCACCGCCUCCACCUCGUUCUCCACCACCACCACCUCAUUACCAUCAUUCCCCACCUCCUCCUUUCAAUGCUCCACCAUCACCCCCUACUUCGAAUUCCACCCCACCUCCACUGACACCACCAACUUCGAGUCCUCCUCCACUAGCGACUCCACCACCUUUGAGCCCCCCUCCAGCGUCAUCUACACCUAGUCCACCACCAGAAGUAUCUGGAAAAAGAGUCCACUGCAAGAACAAAAAUUACACCAAGUGCUACCGCAUGGAACAACGUUGCCCAAGUUCUUGUCCAGACCAAUGUGAGGUUGACUGCGUCACCUGCAGUCCUGUUUGUAACUGCAACAAGCCAGGGGCUGUCUGCCAGGAUCCACGAUUUAUUGGGGCUGAUGGAAUUACCUUCUACUUCCAUGGCAAAAAGGAUCAAGACUUCUGUAUAGUUUCCGAUUCUAAUUUACACAUCAAUGCUCACUUCAUUGGAAAGAAAAGCGAGAACAUGACAAGGGACUUUACUUGGGUCCAGUCCCUUGGUAUUCUAUUUGACAACCAUCAAAUAUUUGUUGGUGCUAAGAGGACAGCAACAUGGGACAAUGCAGUUGAUCGCCUAGACCUAGAUUUUGAUGGACAACAAAUACUCCUAUCCGAAGGUGCAGGUUCCAAAUGGCUACCAGCUACAGCACCUGGCGUUUCCAUCACCAGGUCUUUUGACGUCAAUGCUGCAGUUAUAGAAGUGGAAGGGAACUUCCAGAUAAAAGCAACUGUGGUUCCAAUCACAGAGAAGGAAUCAAGGAUACACAAGUAUGGCGUAACUGAUGAAGACUGCUUUGCCCAUCUUGAUUUGAGCUUUAAGUUCUACUCAUUGAGCGGUGCAGUAAAUGGAGUCUUGGGUCAGACAUAUAGCAGCAAUUAUGUCAGUAGGGCCAAGAUGGGGGUGGACAUGCCAGUUUUGGGAGGACAGAAGGAGUUUGCUUCUUCAAGCCUCUUCUCCACAGACUGUUCUGUUGCUCAAUUCAGCGGAACUCCUCCAAUCAGCACUACAAAUAAUGUGGAAUACUCUAACAUGAAUUGUGCAAGUGGAUUUGAUGGCCGUGGUGUGGUAUGCAAGAGAUGA